GUGAUAUCAGGGAUCAGUGAUCUUGAACAAAUGGAGCAAUUAUAUUGUGUGUACAUCAAAGGCAGGGGGCGGAGGGAUCGUAUAUAAACUCCAGUUAAUUCAAGACUGACAGUCUCUACACGACGGACUUGCGAACUCGCAGCUCUAUUCGACGUCUCUCUCAUCGUUUGCUGCAAGAAACGUGAGGAUUCGAGUUUCCUGUUGGAAUCAUUUCGAAAGAAGAAACAAAAAAUCGAGCAUGAAAUAACAACGAAGUAAGAACCGAAUAAAACGAACGCGAAAAUGGAAAUAAGGCGGAAAAAUGAGGUCGAAAAUGUUUCGGUGCUUUAAUAAUUAGGGAAAAAUAAUAAACACUCGGACGGAUAAAUAUUUGCACAGGGUUGAUGGCUGGGACAAAAGGAAAUGUGAACAACGCUCGCUCCUGCCAUAGCGCAAGGGUCGAGGAUCGUUAAUAAUAAUAAAAGACAAUUCACGUGUAUUUUUGAGUGACAGGCGAGCCAUGGAUCGUUCUCAGGCUCGUUACCAAGUUUCCUUUUCUUCGCGGUCGUACUGAAAUUUUGUUUCGCCCGAACUAUACGAAUAUUUUUCUCCCAUCCUCGUGUUUUUUCUAACAACCUUGGCACCUCCACUGACACGAACUAAAACUCCGGACACCUUAAUUAUUAUACGAAAAAAUAUGCUAUCGAUAAACGCAAAGUUUUUUCGUCCGGUAUUCAAGAGCGUGCACGGCUUCGACUUCAGUUCUCUCUUUGCUUUUGGCUAAGCGCGUAGCUCGGUCGCGUUCAGGAUCAGAGUUCAACAUUUUCCGAAGUUUCUAUCGACAUUUUUCGAUACUUUCAUCACUUUUUCAACUUGGAAAUGACAAUUUUGUAACGAGUUGGGAAAACAGAUUUUUUGUCAUCAAAUGUGAAGUUGAGCAGAGGAACCGAGGAAACGGAAUAAAAAUGAAAUGGACAAACCACAAGAAUCAAUAGAAAGCAGAAUCGAAAAAACGAAUGAGAAAGCUUCGAAUUUCUGGUUUAAACAAUCCUCGCAUCGAAGCUUCGUGACUUUCGACGCGUCGUACGAAGCGGCUAAAUUCGUCGCCUCAAACUUAUCGAACAGCCCAGCUGCGGUCUUCAAAAUCGCGAAAAUGACGACCAGAAUGUUCCUCGGGAAAAGUCGCGGUUUCGUGGACGAUCACGACAGCGAUCGGCCGGCUGAAUCAUCGCUGUACCGGAAGUCUCGACACUCGGAACAUGCCAAGACUAGGUAUUCGGAAUUCGAGACGAAUCAGCAGCCUCACUCUAUCAAAACUCUCCAUCUUCAGAAUCCUUAUAAAGCUCCUCAAAGGUUGGAAGGCUUUGCGUCAAGGAAUUCGAAUUUCAAGGAAUCCCAUCGAUCGAGGGAUUCAAAUUUUCGAUCGAGAAGCAAUAAUCUCGGGAUAAUAAAACGAGAAGUUUCAACGGUCAAAGUUCACGAGCUGGGGGGCGAUAAGAAGAACAGAUCGCAGACAAAGCAGAGGGACAUAUGUCUGUUUUUGAAAAAAUUGCACCUCGCCGAUUUCCUCAAGCAAUAUUGCAGCAACAGCAGCCUUCAUGGGCUGAGAUACAUCGGCGACGUGAGCUUGAGCAUGGUCGAAAAAUUGUUCUGGUUCAUCGCGUUCGUCCUGGCGGUUUUGAGCGCGGGUUAUUUUAUCCAGCAUUUGUACGAGAGAUGGGUCGAGUCACCGAUAAUCAUAUCGAUGAGUCCUGAGCCCAUAGCUUUCGAUCAAUUCCCAUUUCCUUCCGUGACCGUGUGCAACAUGAAUAACGUCAAGAAAACCGAAGCUAUUCGCAUAAACAAGGGGGACAGCAAACUCGAAAAACUCUUGUUGGAAGAUCAGUGCGAUUUUCAUAACACUACGAUCAGCGAAGACGAGUUUGGCUCUGCUGAUUGGAAAAACGUUUUGCACUUCAUGAUCAAUGUUUCGCAGCCUUGUACAGACAUGCUGAGUGUCUGCCAAUGGCACGGGAAUGUAACGGACUGCGAAACGAUAUUCAAUCCUACGAUGACCGACGAAGGGAUUUGCUGCAACUUCAAUUCCGUUCACAAAAAAUAUUUGUUUUUCAAUGCGAGCGAGUGGUCCGAUUUGAACAUCACUUUUCCACGAAAUUCGAUCGACUGGAAUCCUGAGACCGGAUAUCCGGAGUCAACGCCGCCUGACGCUUUGCCUUGGAGACCUUACGGCGCCGGAAAAUAUUUCGGCCUGACCCUCGUCCUCGAUUCUGACCUCAAAGAAUACUAUUGCUCCUCCACCGCGAGUGUUGGAUUCAAAAUGUUCCUUCACAAUCCUGUAGAGACACCAAAGAUCGCCGAUUUCGCAUUCUCUCUGAGCCCUGGUCGAGAAACGAGAAUAAUAAUAAAGCCACAAAUCGCGACUGCCAGCUGGUCCAUUUUAAGAGUACCGAAGAAAAAACGAAAAUGUUUUUUCACCUCGGAACGAACGCUGCGAUAUUAUCGAACGUACACGCAGAAAAAUUGCUUGCUCGAGUGCGAAGCUAAUUUCACUCAAAAAAUUUGCAAAUGUGUGCAGUACUACAUGCCCAAAUCGUCGAAUACACCGAUUUGUGGAAAGAAAGAUGAUCUUUGUGCAACAACGGCCAGACGUGCUAUGGAGCAAAAUCUUUAUGACGAAGAAAUCGCAGUCAAUCAGAUUAACAUCACGGAAACCCCGAGUUGCAGUUGUUGGCCCGGUUGUUUUGAAAUGAAUUACGAAAUUGGCAUGUCCUCAACACAAUUAGCUACAAAUAUUGAGAUCGACGAAACCUACGUAAAAAAGAGCCAAGAAUACUUUGCAGAAAAUAUGGCAGUGGUUCAUCUCUUCUUCGUGGAUUCGCAAUUCCCAAAUUACGUCAAAAGUGAAUUAUUUGGUUUCAUUGAAUUCUUGUCAAGCAUCGGUGGACUUCUGGGCCUUUUCAUGGGAUUUAGUUUCCUCUCGCUUGCAGAAAUAGUAUAUUUCGUAACUUUGAGAGUGUAUUGUAAGCGUCAUGGAAACCACGAGAAAUCCUCUAACAGUGUUGAGCCUACAAAAUCUAACAGAAAAAUCAUUUAUCCUUUUGCUCAGUAAUGUUAUUCAAUUGUUUGCACGUUUGAGAAGUUUUACUGCAAAAUACAAUGGAAAAUUCAAUCAUUAGAAAUUAUACCCAGCUAAGCUGAUAUGCUAUUCAUUGAUUGGUGAAAAGUAAAUGUGAAACAAUCAUACAACA
Molecule: messenger RNA, 3227 nt
Organism: Venturia canescens
Lineage: Eukaryota; Metazoa; Arthropoda; Insecta; Hymenoptera; Ichneumonidae
Product: pickpocket protein 28-like
Exons: 13
Coding region: 950-3088 (712 amino acids)
Biological process (GO): sodium ion transmembrane transport
Cellular component (GO): plasma membrane
Molecular function (GO): ligand-gated sodium channel activity
Source: RefSeq, a predicted model, not a curated record